Morchella sextelata is the source of this 2610-nucleotide messenger RNA. RefSeq lists its product as uncharacterized. Gene Ontology annotation, cellular component: trans-Golgi network; Golgi membrane. The coding region runs from base 1 to 2610 and encodes 869 amino acids. The transcript has 7 exons. Gene Ontology annotation, biological process: protein processing. NCBI's taxonomy places the organism in Eukaryota, Fungi, Ascomycota, Pezizomycetes, Pezizales, Morchellaceae. The record is from RefSeq and is a predicted model, not a curated record. Gene Ontology annotation, molecular function: serine-type endopeptidase activity.
AUGUACUUCGAUGCUACCUACAUUGGACUCGCCAUUCUGCUCACCAACCUUGGACUUGGGACAGCCAAAAAAUUACACUUGAAGCCUCGGGAUUAUGAUUCUCGGGAUUAUUACGCGCUGCACCUAACACCAGAUAUAUCACCAAAUGACAUCGCCGAACAGGUUGGGCUAGAGCAUGAGGGUUUAAUUGGGGAGCUUGAUGAUCAUCACCUAUUUUCUGCGCCACGCGGAAAAGAUGAUAUUGUCUCAGUUUAUCUCGAAAGACGUCGGCGAUUGGGAAAGAGAGAUUCUGGGUCGGGUACUAUUACAAAGAGGGAUGCCUCAGACACCAUUUUAUUUGCAGAGAAACAAAAAUUAAAGAGGCUUGUAAAGCGCUCGUCGAUUCCUCCCCGGCAUCAGGAACCGAAUCUCGAAACUCGCCAAAGCGAGGAAGAAGCUGGUUCCACCUCCGGUGGCCUGAAUAUUCAGGAGGUGGUGAAAGCGUUGGACAUUAAGGACCCCAUUUUCCUUGAGCAGUGGCAUCUUCAUAAUUCCCGUGAAUAUGGUCACGACGUUAAUGUCACUGGGGUAUGGAUGGAAGGUAUCACUGGUAUAAACGCAACAGUAGCGAUUGUAGAUGACGGGUUGGACAUGUAUAGCGAAGAUCUCAAAGCAAACUAUUUUGCGCCUGGCUCCUAUGACUUUAACGAUCACACGGCCGAGCCUAAACCUCGUCUGUCAGAUGAUCGUCACGGAACGAGAUGCGCUGGGGAAAUAGCUGCAGUGAAGAACAAUGUCUGUGGUGUCGGUGUUGCGUGGGAUGCCAAGGUGGCUGGGAUCCGUAUACUGUCAAAGCAGAUAUCUGAUGUUGAUGAAGCUGUCGCGAUGAAUUACGCCUACCAAGACAACCAAAUCUACUCAUGCAGUUGGGGUCCUCCAGACGACGGGCAAGCGAUGGACGCCCCUGGAAUACUGAUUAGGCGAGCGAUGAUAAAGGGGGUUCAGAGUGGGAGACAGGGCAAGGGCUCUAUCUUCGUUUUUGCGUCCGGAAAUGGCGCAGCCAAUGAAGACAAUUGCAAUUUCGAUGGUUACACGAACAGUAUCUACAGCAUAACCACUGGGGCCAUUGACAGAACUGGCAAGCACCCGUAUUACUCCGAGUUAUGCUCAGCACAGAUGGUCGUGACAUACAGUAGCGGAAGUGGCGAUGCAAUUCAUACUACCGAUGUAGGAGUCAACGCUUGUUAUGCAAACCAUGGGGGUACAUCCGCAGCGGCUCCUCUGGCCGCAGGAAUAUUUGCGUUGGUAUUGUCUGUGCGCCCUGAUCUUUCGUGGCGAGAUCUCCAGUAUCUUGUGCUAGACACUGCUGUCCCUGUUAACACAGAAGACCCUGAUUGGGAAACAACUGUCAUCGGCAAACAAUUCAAUCAUAAAUACGGGUAUGGAAAGCUUGAUGCUUGGGCGAUUGUCCAAGCUGCGAAAGACUUCAAAUCUGUAAAACCUCAGGCAUGGUUUAAAUCACCGGUGUUGGCUGUCAACCAUGCCAUCCCCGAGGGCCAAAAGGGCUUGCAAACUGAGAUCAAAAUAACCGCAGACGAUCUCAAGAAGGCCAAUCUUGAAAGACUUGAGCACGUAACAGUGACGAUGAAUGCUAAGCAUGGCAGAAGGGGGGAGAUGAGCGUUGAUUUAAUUUCUCCUAGUGGACUUGUUAGUCACAUAGCCACACAGAGAAAAUUUGACAAAAGCAAAGAAGGAUAUAAAGAUUGGACUUUUAUGAGUGUUAAGCAUUGGGGUGAGGAUGGUGUUGGAACCUGGACUGUCAUUAUCAAGGAUGGCAUGGAAAACGAUGUCACUGGGACUUUGGUUGAUUGGAGGAUUACCUUGUGGGGAGAAGCAAUCGAUGCAGCCAAGGCCAAAUUGUUACCACUGCCGGGCGUUAAUGAAGCAGAGGAUAACGACGGGAUGUCUAGCCCAAUAUCUACUCUAACACCCGACGUAAAGACCACCCAACUACCAACCAGCACGCCAACAACUCCCGCCGUGCCUACUGGGAAUCCAACUGAUCAUGUGACUCGCCCUGUUAACGAAAAGCCUGGUAACGAAGAUACCCCCACUGCUACAGUAACAGAAUCACCUGCAACGGCAACAAAUGUUCCAUCUGAAGGUGAAGCAGUUGAUGAUGAAGGUGAUAACCAAAAUGCAAGCUACCUUCCUUCAUUUCUUCCAACAUUCGGUAUGUCAGCAAAGACUCAAGUAUGGAUCUACGGUGCAUUUGCGGUUAUUGCCGUCUUUGUUGGAGUUGUCGCUUCUUAUCUCUUCAUUCAACGAAAGAAACAAAGGGCUAGUAAAGAUGGGAUGGAUUACGAGUUUGCGGUUUUGAACGAUGAAGACGAGCUUGAAGGUACCGGCCCAGGAGAACAUGGCCGUGGCGCCACGGCCGGCGGUAGGCGUAAGGCAAGAGAUCUUUACGAUGCAUUUGGAGCUUCGGAUGACGAGGAAGAACUUUUUAGCGACAGUGAUGAAAAAGGCUAUGACAAUGCUCGAGACUAUGAUGACGAAGAGGCUCAUGGUGUUGAUGAGGGGCGUAGAGUCGGAGAUAGAGAGAAACUGCUUGGUCGAGGAGAUCGAUAA